This is a messenger RNA of Pipra filicauda (Wire-tailed manakin), 2417 nucleotides long. RefSeq names its product diablo IAP-binding mitochondrial protein (gene DIABLO). NCBI's taxonomy places the organism in Eukaryota, Metazoa, Chordata, Aves, Passeriformes, Pipridae. Gene Ontology annotation, cellular component: mitochondrion. The transcript is spliced from 5 exons. Gene Ontology annotation, biological process: neuron apoptotic process; intrinsic apoptotic signaling pathway in response to oxidative stress. Bases 457 to 1263 code for a protein of 268 amino acids. The record is from RefSeq and is a predicted model, not a curated record.
UGUGCUGCCCGCACAGCGCGCGCAAGGAGGAAAACCGACCGGUCGUUUUUCAGGAAGGUUGCUGCAUAACAAAGAAAUGCUCCCUACUCCCGUGCUUUUCCUUUCUUUUUCUGCUCGAGUGUUUCGGUGACAGGCCCUGGCCCUGGGGAGACAUUUGCACGGCAUGGGAUGUAAAGAAAACUGGCCGCAGGAGGUCCGAGUGUCGCUGGAUUGUACCAUAUUCCCUGUCACAUUUCUCGCCUACAUGUACCGAACACCAGUUUCAAGCAUGUUUUUUAACCUGAUUUUCAGUAUUACUGACUACCAGCAGUGUGCUUAUACCAGAUAAGAUUUCCUCUCUUAACAGUGCACUAGUUACUGUUCCUGUCUUAUUUUCUUGCACUUAAGUAACAAUAAUUCAGUAAUAAUAAUUAAGUGACAGUACAAAAUUUGAAACAAGCUUACCCACUCACUGUUAUGCAGCUGCAUUCCAGAAGCCUGGUACGGACUAGUUCCCCUAGAACAGCUUCUAGGGGUUGUUCUCCUCUUAGAUCCCUGUUCCCCAGCAGACACAGGUUAUUUCUUGUGCUAAUCUUUUCCCCUUGCAUUUCCAGGCACGCUUUCCCAGUCCUGGCCAGUGUGAGGAGACGAGGCCUCUCGGGUGCCAGUGGCCGGUGGCACCAGGCCCUGGGGCUGGGGGUGGCCCUGUGUGCUGUCCCUGUUGUGGAGCAGCAGGGAUCAGUGUCCCUCAGUAACGAUGCCCUGAUCAGAAGAGCCGUGUCCCUGGUGACAGACAGCACGGCCACCCUGCUGUCCCAGACCACCUAUGCCCUCAUCGAGGCACUCACAGAGUACACAAAGGCAGUUUAUACCCUGGUGUCUCUCUACAAGCAAUACUCAAAUCUUCUUGGGAAGAUGAACUCAGAGGAGGUGGAUGCAGUGUGGCAGGUGGUCAUAGGAGCCAGAGUUGAUGUGAAGACAAAGCAGCAGGAAUACCUGAGGCUGGAGUCCAGCUGGAUGACGGCGCUGCGCCUGUCGGAGAUGGCAGCAGAGGCUGCCUAUCAGUCAGGAGCAGACCAGGCCUCGGUGACAGCCCGCAGCCACAUCCAGCUCGUGAAGUCACAGGUACAAGAAGUGAAGCAGCUGUCCCAGAAAGCAGAGACCAAAUUAGCUGAAGCUCAAACAGAGGAGCUCAUAAAAGCUCAAGGAGAGGAAUCUUCGUUGCCACAGGGUAUUUUAGGAAAUAUAGAUGCAGGUGAUGACCCUUACCUUCGGGAGGACUGAACAGAACUGAACUGUAGCAUAUCUGGGAGUCAAUCACAAAUUGAACAGUCCCAAACUUUUGUGUGGGAUAGUCUAAAACUGCUGAAAUAAGCCCGUGAUUCCAUUUUUUUCCCCAAGCAGGAUUGCUGUAGAAAUCAAGUCACUUCCAGGUAUUUGGAAGGCCUCCACUUUGUUUGUAACUUACCUUGUUUGUCAUACUUUUGGAUUCAUUUAUUUAAACGUUUAUCUAUGCAAAUGUGAAGACUGCUAUCAAGGACAGCCCGGUGUUAAUUGUGUCUCUGCUGGGAAGUUUGAUGUGUCUGUGGGAGCUCAUUAGGGAUCAGCCAAAGAAGUGUAUUUAAAGAACCUUGGUUUUAACCUGUGAAGUAAAUGAUGUGUGUGAGGAGAUGCCUUUAUUAAACUGUGCAAAAGCAUCUCAUUGUGAAGGUGCCCAUUUGGGUGAGAGAUUAAGCCCUGUUUUCUGUUUGAACUUCAAAGUUUUUAACGUCUGAGUUGACAGCUGCACCAAAUUCCACUGAGCUGCAGUCGGGGGAAAUAUUUGCUGUAGAGCUGAGAACUUUCCAUGGAGUUACUCAGGCUCUUGGUGAAGUUUUGCAGUUCAGCACAGCAUCCUCUGUCACCAAAGAGUCACCACACCUCGGGAGGUUCCUCAGGAAGCAAAAGGAGGUUUGAUUUUCAAGAUAAUGUGGUUAUAAACAAAAUUAUUUUGGUAACUUCCGUGGACUUCUUUACAAGGCAGUGAGUAAAAGAGUUUUACCUAUUUGAAUGCUUUUGAGCACAAGCUUCAGGAAAUAAUCCGAAUUCUCUCUUUCACAAACUUAAUGUUUCACUUCAGAUUUCAAAACCACAGAUGUCUUUCACUGUGCUCAUUUUCUAACUUCACAGCUAAUGGGAAAUUGGUUUUGCAGAACAGCAUCCACUAGAACUUUAUCACUGCUGAUUGGAAUCAGGUUUUGUAAAAAACACACAUUAUUCACAGGUUUUUCACAACGAAUUACCAUCUGAUGCACUGCAUCAAGGUGGCUGUUACUAAAUUGAGGAGGAAUUUUCUGUAGCAUAGAUUGUCUCAUUUUGCCUGCCUUUGGAACAAAUGCAAUCUCAGCUGCACAGCACUGUACAUUUAUAGAUUAAGUAGUAAAAGAAUUAACAAACCA